ACAUUCCAGUGGGUUGGACUGGAACCUUUACAGGCCAGUUCAGCCGCCCCUGGUCUAGUCUUAAUGUAUUUGACUCAAAGAAAUAGACCAAUGUAAACCUAUUAUGUGUGAAGAAUUUGAAAAAUUAAAAACUUUUUUUAUGGUUUAACAAUUUUUUUAUUCCUAUAUUUUAAAGUAAGGUCAGUUUCCCUGACCUUGUUUCUUUCCUACGAAGUUAAGAAAAACUGGACCAAUCCCGAGUGCGCCAUGUUUUUUGGGCGGGAAAAAUGGAUCGCUAACUUGCUAGCUCGUUUAUUGUUUAGUAGUACCACCUAGCUAACCACCGGCCAAAGGAAAGAAGGAGAAAAUGGCAGCUGGGAAGAUGUGCAUGAAGAAAAAUAAGGAGGAAACUGCCGAGUGGACGGAGUUAUUCCCGAACGACUUUAAAUCUGCGCAGGAGUCUUUACUCUUUGUGAAAAGGAUGAUGGUCGUGGCUGUCUCCUCUAUCACCUAUCUCAGGGGUAUUUUUCCAGAGGAUGCCUACAGAUCCAGAUAUCUGGAAGAUUUUUGCAUCAAAAUCUUGCGUGAAAGCUGCAACACUCCUGGUGCAGCCAAAAUUGUGAAAUGGUUGAUGGGCUGUUUCGAUGCAUUAGAGAAACAAUACCUCCAGCUUGUGUUCAUUGGGGUCUGCGCUGAUCCUGAUGAACCCAAUCGGAUAAUUGAGUCCUACCACUUCAAAUUCAGAUACAGUGCAAAGGGACCAGAGAUGGACAUACUCAGGAACAACGGUAUAAAGAUGCAAGUGACCAUGGACGACACCAAAAAGGCUUUGGUGCUUCUCAUCAGGAAGCUCUUUCUGCUUAUGCAGAACCUGGACGCCCUCCCCAGCAACGUCUACCUGACCAUGAAGCUCUACUACUAUGAUGAGAUCACCCCUGCUGACUACCAGCCGCCUGGUUUCAAAGAGGGCGAGUGUGACAGUCUGUGGUUUGAAGGCGUGGCCGUGAACUUCAGGGUUGGUGAGGUGGAGACGCCCUUUCACACCUUGAAAAUAGCUGUGUCAGCAGAACAGGAUCGGGUGGAGAAACUUCAGAAAGGAAAUCAUUUGGGGGAGACUAAGCAGGUUUCUCAGGGGGCUUUUCCAGAGAAGGAAAUUGAGAAGAAUCCUCCCAAGAAAAUAUAUGAAGGAGAGGAUCUACCUUCUGAAGACGAGUCUGCACAGUUUAAGAAACCAAGGCAGCCCAUGGCAAAGAGGACUGCAGCUGCCAGAAAUCUUGCAAGAAAGAAAAGAAGAAUCUAACCAACAAGACAAAAGAUGUGUGAACAACCUGUUCAUUUUAGUAUGACGUUAUUUUACAAUUCACGUUAUUAUCAAAUGUGUUAGACAGGUUCCUUUGAUAGUUCACUCUACCCAGACAUUGCUGUUGCAGUUUUAUUUCACACUACACGCUAUAACAUUCAUAAUUCAUAUAAAAGUACUUCGGUUUUCAUUUAAGUGUACAAAAAUAGUUUCAUGUGUAUAGUUAAUAAAAUAAAGCUUGAUUGUAAACAUU
This is a messenger RNA of Neolamprologus brichardi, 1532 nucleotides long. RefSeq names its product zebrafish testis-expressed 38 (gene zte38). Lineage: Eukaryota; Metazoa; Chordata; Actinopteri; Cichliformes; Cichlidae. The record is from RefSeq and is a predicted model, not a curated record.